Messenger RNA from Saitoella complicata NRRL Y-17804, 1400 nucleotides. RefSeq lists its product as uncharacterized. Bases 302 to 1231 code for a protein of 309 amino acids. NCBI's taxonomy places the organism in Eukaryota, Fungi, Ascomycota, Saitoellomycetes, Saitoellales, Saitoellaceae. The record is from RefSeq and is a predicted model, not a curated record. The transcript has a single exon.
GGAUCUUAGGAGGGCGAUUGCGGAGGGGGGGUUGAGGGAGGGAGUGAGCGCGGAUGCAUUGGCGGUGAGGGCGAGGGAGAAUGAGAGGGAUGAGGGACCGGAAGGCGGCACGGGGGGGUUUGCGCGACCGGCUUCGCCGGCGAGGAGUAAGAAGGUGCAGAGGAGUGACCUGGGGAGUGUCGAACAACCAACCUGGCCUUCCCGUACACCAUACGGCACCGCCGCUGGGCACGAGCAUGGACGAAGCGACCCGAACUUGUCCUCGUCCCACUCCAACGUCUACUCCGAACCGCGUCCGGGCAUGCCUUCACAUGGGAUCGACUCCUCUGCCUCCGCAACCACCGCCUCAGCACCCAUCACGCCGCGAUACACCCCCUCCCAACGUUCAAAUCCAUUCCAACUGGAUUCAAACCUUCUUACCACCGCCGGCGCCGCCGGCACCAGCACGCCCGCAUUUCCGGGCCACCACCACCUGCCCCCACCGAUUGCCCAAGUGCCAUUGAGUCCAGGCCGGAUCCAACCAAGCCUCAUCCCGACUCUGCCUCCAUACUCGAGUAUUCACCAUCGCGGCGCUCCCAUGGCGAGUCCCCACCUAGGAGGAAGGGGAGGAGGCGCUCUGCAGCGCGUGGUGCCGGAUGUGUUGCAGUCACCCACGAGCCCCGGCUUCGAUCCCGGAUAUGGACAUGGGGGGCUAUCGUGGCAGGCGGCGGGGUCUGGGAUGUAUCCUGGGACGUAUCCGUUUCAAAAUCAGAACCCGUACGCACCAGCACCAUAUCCCACCACCAGUCAGGGGUACGGGCCUCAGGGGAUGAAUAUGGGCAUGGGCAUGGGCAUGGGAAUGGGUAACCCGGCCUGGACCGGCCAAGUGCAGUGGGCGCCCCCGGCACCCUCCUCCCAUGGCAUGGGUCAAAACCAACACUCCCAGUCUCCCGUACCAUCUCAAUCCCAAGCCUUCGCGAACCUAAACGUCAACCUUAACCUCACUCCCACCAUGUCAGUUGCUGGACAGAGUAGUCCAGGAGAGGGGGUAUCGGUGCAGGGAACGGAGAGUAUGGGGAGUAAGACGAGUGGUGGUACGACGAUGAGUAGUACCAGUGCGACGAUGAUGCAGAGCGCGGGGAGUGCUGAAACGAUUCGACCGAGUGCGACUGCGAGGCGGGAGGAUCGGGGGCGUGGAAGUGGAAGUGGGUGGAGGCCCGGACACGGGCACGGGCGUGGGGGGUCGAUGUGACGUCAACGUGGAUCCGGAGUUUAAGGUGAUCACCGCAUGGUUGAAGCUGGUUAGGAAUCGGUCAUUACAGGAAGUCGUCGUUCACGUUCGGGGCGGAAAGUACAGUCGGGGUUUGGGCAAGCACGAUCAUGAUACACGGAUGAGCUGGUGCUUGGAGUUCCGGAUUCAC